Syngnathus acus (greater pipefish) is the source of this 4958-nucleotide messenger RNA. Its product is annotated as transient receptor potential cation channel subfamily M member 1-like. Gene Ontology annotation, biological process: protein tetramerization; calcium ion transport into cytosol. Gene Ontology annotation, molecular function: calcium channel activity. Gene Ontology annotation, cellular component: membrane. The record is from RefSeq and is a predicted model, not a curated record. Lineage: Eukaryota; Metazoa; Chordata; Actinopteri; Syngnathiformes; Syngnathidae. The coding region runs from base 259 to 4554 and encodes 1431 amino acids. The transcript is spliced from 28 exons.
GCGAGGCGGGGCUGCUGCCUUUGUUGGCCUUUUGUGCUUCCAAAGUGGAUUUUCCUGCCAUCAGCGUUUAUGAAAUCUCCGUCGUGCAUUAAAGACGACUAAGCGGGAUUACCCAGUCCGCUCGCUCGCUCGCUCGCUCGCUCGCUCGCUCAACCGCCCGCCCGGUCAGCGCGCACGCAGGCGAUGCGGCUUUUGACAGCGGCGCCCUGAACGGCGAGAGGCGACCAAGCCUAGGGACGCCGUCGUCACGACGCGACCAUGGACGGCAGAGGCAGACGAGGAACCGACGGCUCCUUCAAGCGCUCGUCCGUGAAACGCAGCGCCUCGUCCGGAUCGCAGAGAGUGCAAAGAGCUUGGAUCGAGAAAAUCUUCCAGAAGCGAGAAUGCGUGCACAUCGUUCCAGGAAAAGAUAGCAGCAGGUGCGGCUGCGGCCAGGCGGUGACGCAGCACUCGCUGGGCGGGCGCGAGGAAGAGGCGGCGGAGGGCGGCGGGCCGCCAUUGGAGCUCCGAGCGCCGGAGCGCUGGAGUCCGCUCAAACACACCCGGGCCGCCCCCACCGACGCGUACGGCGUGCUUGAGUUCCAGGAGGGAGGACACGUCAACAAGGCCAUGUACAUCCGCGUGUCGUUCGACUCCAAGCCCGAGUGCCUGCUGCAGCUAAUGGUGAAGGAGUGGUCGCUGGAGCUGCCCACGCUGCUCAUCUCGGUCCACGGCGGCCUGCAGAACUUCGAGGUGCCCCCCAAGCUGCGGCAGGUCUUCGGACGAGGCCUCAUCAAAGCCGCCGUCACCACUGGGGCCUGGAUCUUCACCGGAGGCGUCAGCACUGGCGUGAUCCGCCACGUGGGCGACGCCCUGAAGGAUCACUCGUCCAAGUCUCGGGGCAAAGUGUGCGCCGUGGGCAUCGCGCCGUGGGGCAUCGUGGACAACAAGGACGAUCUCCUGGGCAGAGACGUGUCGCGUCCAUGCGGGACGCUGGGCAACCCGCUGAGCAAGCUGGCCACGCUCAACGCCAGCCACUCGCACUUCAUCCUGGCCGACGACGGCACCGCCGGCAAGUACGGCGCCGAGGUGCGACUCCGCCGCCAGCUGGAGAAGCACGUGGCGCUACAGAAGAUCAACACGCGUUUGGGUCAAGGCGUCCCCGUGGUGUGCCUGAUCCUGGAGGGCGGGCCUAACAUCAUCUCGGUGGUCCUGGACAGCUUGCGGGAGGACCCGCCCGUCCCCGUGGUGGUGUGCGAUGGCAGCGGGCGAGCCUCCGACAUCAUCUCCUUUGCCCACAGAUACUGCCACCCCGACGGGUCGCUGAGCGAGGGCGUGAAGGAGCAGCUGCUGGUCACCAUUCAGAAGACGUUCAACUACGGCCGCAGCCAAGCGCAGCAGAUCUUCCUCAUGGUCAUGGAGUGCAUGAAGAAGAAAGCUCUGAUCACCGUCUUCCGGAUGGGCGGCGAAGGCCAGCAGGACAUCGAGAUGUCCAUCCUCACGGCGCUUCUCAAAGGCACAAACGCCUCGGCGUGCGACCAGUUGAGCUUGGCCUUGGCGUGGAAUCGCGUGGACAUCGCCCGCAGUCAGAUCUUCGUGCACGGACACCACUGGCCCCCGGUGACCUCCAGCGAGCGUCCCAAAAGCCCGGCGGCUGUGGCGGCUGUGGCGGCUGUGGCGGCUGUGGCGGCGACCCAGCGCGCCGCUGCCGCCAAAGGGAAGGCGCGAGGGAAGAAAGGAAAAGCGGGGAAAGCCAAAGCGGAAGCCCCGGAGGAGACGGACCCCCGGAAGCUAGAGCUGCUCAGCUGGGUCAACUCCCUGGAGCAGGCCAUGAUGGACGCCUUGGUGUUGGACCGCGUCGACUUUGUCAAACUUCUGAUCGAGAACGGCGUCAACAUUCAUCGCUUCCUCACCAUCCCCCGCCUGGAGGAGCUCUACAACACGAAGCUGGGACCCGCCAACACGCUGCACUUUGUGGUCCGAGACGUCAAGAAGGGGAACCUCCCUCCAGACUACCAGAUCACCCUGAUCGACAUCGGAUUGGUUCUGGAGUUCCUGAUGGGCGGAGCUUAUCGCUGCAACUACACUCGCAAGAACUUCAGGGCGCUCUACAACAACUUGUACGGCCUCAAGAGGCCCAAAGCCUUGAAGCUGCUGGGCAUGGAGGAUGACGAGCCUCGUCCCAAGGGCAAGAAGGUCAACAACAAGAAGAAGGAGGAGGAGGUGGACAUGGACGCGGACGACCCCGAGCUGAGCCGCUUCCAAUACCCCUUCCACGAGCUGAUGGUGUGGGCCGUGCUGAUGAAGCGCCAGAAGAUGGCGCUCUUCCUGUGGCAGCGCGGAGAGGAGGCCAUGGCCAAAGCCCUGGUGGCCUGCAAGCUCUACAAGGCCAUGGCCCACGAGUCGUCCCAGAGCGAGCUGGUGGACGACAUCUACCAGGACCUGGAGAACAACUCCAAGGACUUUGGGCAGCUGGCCUACGAGCUUCUGGACCAGUCGUACAAACGCGACGAGCAGGUGGCCAUGAAGCUGCUGACCUACGAGCUGAAGAACUGGAGCAACUCCACCUGCCUGAAGCUGGCCGUGGCCGCCAAACAUCGAGACUUCAUUGCGCACACGUGCAGCCAGAUGCUGCUGACCGACAUGUGGAUGGGAUGUCUGCGCGUGGGCAAGAGCAACAGCCUCAAGGUGAUUUUGGGAAUCGUCUUCCCUCCCGCCAUCCUCCUGCUGGACUUUGGCCUGGGCGACGAGUCUUCCUUCCACUCGUGCAAGGAGAGCGAGGGCGUCGCGAGCAAAGACGACGACAGCAAGUCGGGCAAAAUGGCCGCCGCCGCAUCCACCCCGGACGCCGCCGUGUCCAAGAAAGGAGACGAGGAGGACGGCCGGAAGAAAGGCGGCAGAAGGAUUCCCAUCGGCAGGAAGAUUUACGAGUUCUACAACGCCCCUUUCACCAAGUUCUGGUUCAACACGAUCUCGUACCUGGUCUACCUGAUGUUGUACAACUACAUCAUCCUGGUCAAGAUGGAGCGCUGGCCCUCCCUCCAGGAGUGGAUCGUCAUCUCCUACAUCAUCACGCUCGGCCUGGAGAAGGUCCGCCAGAUCUUGAUGUCGGAGCCGGGCAAGCUGAAGCAGAAGAUCAACGUGUGGCUGGAGGACUACUGGAACCUGACGGACCUGGCGGCCAUCUGGGUCUUUGUGCUGGGCCUGCUGCUGCGGCUGCACAAUGAGCCCUACAUGUGCUACGGCCGCGUCAUCUACUGCGUGGACAUCAUCUUCUGGUACAUCCGCGUGCUGGACAUCUUUGGCGUCAACAAGUACCUGGGGCCCUACGUCAUGAUGAUUGGCAAGAUGAUGAUCGACAUGCUGUACUUCGUGGUGAUCAUGCUGGUGGUCCUGAUGAGCUUCGGCGUGGCCCGCCAAGCCAUCCUGCACCCGGACGAGGAGCCCACCUGGCGCCUGGCGCGCAACAUCUUCUACAUGCCCUACUGGAUGAUCUACGGCGAGGUGUUUGCCGACUCCAUAGACCGUAAGACUAGAAUUCAUAUUUACGCCAUGGAGAUCAACCCUCCGUGCGGGAACAACUUGUACGACGAGGACGGCAAGAAGCUUCCUCCGUGUAUUCCCGGCGCCUGGCUGACGCCGGCCAUCAUGGCCUGCUACCUGCUGGUGGCCAACAUCCUGCUGGUCAACCUUCUCAUCGCUGUCUUCAACAACACGUUCUUCGAGGUCAAGUCCAUCUCUAACCAGGUGUGGAAGUUCCAGCGCUACCAGCUGAUCAUGACCUUCCACGACCGGCCCAUCCUGCCCCCGCCCCUCAUCGUUUUCCCUCACGUCUUCAUCGUCCUCAAGCGGCUCUGCUGCCGAUGCCUCCGCCGUCGGCCGCCGCGACGCGACGCCGACCGGGACGACACCCAGAGACGCCUCCAGCUUCUGCUGGGCGCAGACGAGUUGAAGAGUCUCCACGAGUUUGAGGAGCAAUGCGUGGACGAAUACUUCCGAGAAAAGGACGACGAGAAGCAGUCGUCCAACGACGAGAGGAUCCGAGUCACUUCGGAGAGAGUGGAGAACAUGUCCAUGCGCCUGGAGGAGGUGAACGAGCGCGAGCACGCCAUGAAGGCGUGCCUGCAGACGGUGGACCUGCGCCUGGCCCAGUUGGAAGAGUUCUCGGCCCGCAUGAUGACCGCCGUGGAGAAGCUGGCGGGCGUGGAGCCUGACCGCCGCGGGGGAAGCGUCCCGGGCUCCUCGGCUGGCGACGCGUCCCCCCGCCGCCGUUGCGGCAGCUUCGGCAGCGCGGACGACGGCAGCCUCUACCGGCUGGAGCACGACCCCGCGAGUCCCGAGAGACGAGUCGGCGCUCCGAGCCCAGGGCCUUUGUCCGACGUGGACAUCCUGGUUUCGCCGUGCGAGGGCGCCCACGGCGAGGAAGCGGACGACGACAGGAAGUUCCCGGCGCUGCGCUCCAAAAGUCUCAACAUCAACAGCGGCAAGAAGCCCCUGUCGCCACGCACGGCUGACACGCCGCGCCCUGCCACCAGCCUGGUUGACCUUGUCCACGUGGGCGCUCCCCUGAGCUAAAAAAAAAUAAUAUAUAUAUAUAUAUAUAUUUACUUUUUUGUAUUAUGACUUUAUGUAUUUGGAGACCUAUACAUGGCUGUCUUCCUGUUUUCACUGACGAGCAUUUUUGCAAGUUGUUCUUUCUCUCAGGACUCAGAAUCAUUUAAAAGGGAAAAAACACCGUGCUUUCUACAAAUUGGAGGCCCCAAGUAACAAAAGCACCUAGACACCCUCAACGACUUGUCAGACCAACAUAUCCUGCUUGCUCCGCACUUUUGUCCCCCCCCCCCCCCCCAAUCGAGCCAAACGCGAGAUAAACUCUUAAUUCUUUGAAUGUCAUUUUGAACUUAUGAUCGAAGAGUAGCUAUUUUUGUGAAUGGAGUCUUAGUAUUGCGGUCUUUGUCAGUCUUGACAUUAAAAAGCUG